Messenger RNA from Opisthorchis viverrini, 15796 nucleotides. RefSeq lists its product as hypothetical. NCBI's taxonomy places the organism in Eukaryota, Metazoa, Platyhelminthes, Trematoda, Opisthorchiida, Opisthorchiidae. Gene Ontology annotation, cellular component: NuA4 histone acetyltransferase complex; nucleus; SAGA complex. Gene Ontology annotation, biological process: DNA repair; regulation of DNA-templated transcription. Gene Ontology annotation, molecular function: transcription coregulator activity; protein binding. The transcript has 59 exons. Bases 1 to 15522 code for a protein of 5173 amino acids. The record is from RefSeq and is a predicted model, not a curated record.
AUGAAGUUGCAGAGGAAAGGUGGAAGAGGACAGCCUUGUCUGACCACUAUACCGGAAACAAGCGAGGAAAAUGGUGGCGAUCGACCAAAGCAUCGUCUGUCUGCUACUCCAACUGCUACAGGUGGUGUAAUCAACAUGGAUACUUCGGACUGUGGGGGUGUAAGCAUAACUGCGAACUCAUCCACUGACGGUCUGAAGAAUACUAAUGCUCCCUCCGGCGACGUGAAUAAAUCACGUACCGGAAGAACAAGGGCCAAAAUACUUCCAGGUUGCCCAGAAGCAGUCAGGAUGCAGAGAUUGGGUUCAAACCACGGAACUUCUGGUCAAGGAUCUGAACUGUUGCUAAGAUGUUUUGUUUUAUGGUGUGAGAUGGCUCAGUGGUUAGAGCGCAAAUUUACUGUUUGGAAGGUCCGUCCCUCGAACCCGACAUCUGCAUGUCGACUUCUACUGUCUAGGCUUGGGCAACCUGGCAGUAUCCCAGCCCUCUACUUCCUUUGGGUUGCAUGGCAGCUAGGCACUGAACGGUCCCCAUUGGCAGAGCAUCCAUCCAAGGGACAAUUGAGCCAUAUGGAUUUGCGUUCUCUGAUCAAGGCCCUAAUGACUGGUAUACGCACCAUCGUGACCAGCAUGAUUCAGUGCCCAAAAGGUUCUCCUUACGGCACACAUCCCAGUGCACCGUCCGCACACACACCCAAAACUGUUGUUGCAGCCUCCUCUUCGCGUAUCCUCAGCCCGGACGAGUUGAUCGUUCUGACCGAGUACUUUGACUAUGGGACCCGAAUGAUUGCAGUAGUGCAGAUAAUUGUACGAGAUGGAAAGCUGUUCAUUCGAAGCCACCCCAGUGUGAAGUCCCCCGACGAGCGUAUUCUCAUUGAGACGUUUGCCUUGACCUUCGCACAGCUGAGUCCAGUGUCUUUUCAAGAAAUAUUUUCCAAUAAAAUUCACGUGAGUUUCACUGCUUAUGCUGCUUACUGCUCACACCUUUCUACAAAACAUUAUGAACUCUUUGAAUAUACCUGUUUUUUCAUCUUCAUCUUUCAGGACUUUGUGAUGUGGUGUCGUCAGAGUCCAUCUUACACGAAUAUGGCUUUGCAUCUUUUGUCUCAACCGAAUAAAACAUCAAUCUUCGGGCACAUCCUACUCUCUUAUUUGGUCGACCGUUUGGAUCGGUUAGGUGAUGGAACUGACGAGUCAGCGCUUUAUAUGCGGCUUUUGAAACUGUGUUUCAGCUCUGUAAACAUGGCUGGAACUGAGAAUGAAUACGUAAUGAAGCUCCAUUUGCGCCGGAUCGUCCAAGGCAGUAUGCAGUGUAGCUUAACCGCAAACGAGCCUACUGCUUAUUUGACUCUCCUUCGAACCCUGUUCCGAUCUAUUGGAGGUGGCGCACAUGACAAACUAUACCGGGAAUUCUUCCCGCUUCUUCCAGAGAUGUUGUCUACUUUGAAUCGUUUACUCCGUUCUCCGCAUCAUGCCAAUGCGCGUGAUCUACUCGGUGAAUUGUGUGUGAUCGUCCCAGUACGUCUUUCUACGUUGCUGCCCUAUUUAUCCCUACUCAUGGAACCGCUGAUCUACGUGUUGAACUGCAACACCGUAAACCAGGGUCUCCGAACACUUGAACUUUGUGUUGACAACAUGCAACCGGAUUUUCUCCAUGAACAUUUGCAUCAAGUGCGCGGUGAUAUGUUAUUAGCUCUGUACAAUUCACUCCACUCAUCCAGCGAGUAUGUUCAAAAGCUAUCGUUCAAGGUUCUAGGAAAAUUAGGCCGUUUCAAUCGGACCAACUUGUCUGAAGUUCGAAGAUUGAGGCUCGAUCCGGCUGAGGGUGAAACCGGACCGGAGUUGCGACUAUUUCUUAAUGAAUACAAAAACCAACCAAUUGAUUUGCCACUUCGUUCGUUAGUCGACGCUGCUAUCGAAGUGCUACAGGAUUCCAAUAUUGACCAACCAACAAAAGUGCGUUCUUGGGAGUUUUUGCAGUCUGUCUGCAUUGCAUCUUUGGAUUUGGACAACAGAUCUGGCAGAUUUAACUUGCAGCUGGACGCUCCUUACAGCUUUCUUCAGGGGACUUCGUUUGUGCGUGCCGUUGAUAUGUUUGUACAAAAGGUGCUGUGCAAUGAAUGGGCAUCUUCUUCUGAUCGAGAGUUAUUUCAAGCUCCGUGUUGCAUAGAUGGAGAUUUGGACCGCGACUUGAUGGUCCGUGUUCUUGCUGGUCUGUUCAUGGCUGGUCUCAAUAAACCUUUGCGUGAAACACAAGGUGAUUUUAUCACUUCUGUUGUCCGGCACUUGGUCCUCGUCUGGAUUGCUGAACACAUGAACCAAAUCGACCAGACCGUGGAAACCAAACCACCUGCGAUUGUCGCACCUUCAGCAGCGAUUCUCGAUCCAAUCGCUAGGAUGGAGGAUGGGCCCACUUUGAUUCCCCUAAUGGUUUCUCCCGAGCCCAGCUACGUUGGCUCGCUCAAUGGAGUAUGCUUUAAGCCGGAUCGUGAAUGUCAUUCUAAUCGUCGCAUGCUCGAUGCAACGUUGCUGAUUGACUCAAUCCUAUUUGCAAUGGGCCAGGAGGAUAAGCAACUCAUCCAACCGAUGUGUGUUUUGCUAGAGGUCGUUCAUGGCACAGUAUCGACUGUCUUCCGCUCGGCUCUCAGUGAAGACAGUGCAGACGAAACUGGCGUUUUCGAACGUGCCAACAGAGCCCUGAUUCACCUACCUCUGUACUCGCAUAUAGCGCAUGUGCUGGUGGACAUGCUGCAUCACCCAGCUUGGUACGUGAAGUGGGGUGCUUGUGCCACUGUAAUCUGCCUGGUUCGGCUGUUACAUCCAACUUGGUUCGCCAUCCACUUCAUUCCCAUACUUCGCGGUUUGGUGCACUGUAUCCACGACCUCUCGACUCAAAUGAGCCAGGGCGCCUUGUCAAUGGCUCGGGAUUGCGCCCGAUUGCUUAUCCAGACCGUGUUCGACCCGUCGAACGAAGAUGUGUUAUCCUUACAACCAUCCACUCCUCUUGAUGACGAUGAAAGUUCUCGUGCUCCAACCCAGACUUGUUCAAGCAAACGUCCAACUCCAAAUCGUCGUCGCCAGAAUUCAUCUACACCAGUCAAUCAAAAACGACCCAUGCAACUUCGCCGAGGUCGUAGUGCAUCCAUGUCUAGCAGUAACCCCAGUUCCAGUAUUCUUAGUGGGUCACCGGACCCCCCAGAACAAGAAACCUUACUGGACGGAUCGAACGCGGGAAUAACUGAUCGGUGUUCAAACUCCAAGCAGACACCGCUAUUCCUCAUCGAUGCAGUGGUCUUGGAGUUACUGAAGGCUUUGAUGAGCGAAACCCCUCUGGUUCGUGAAGAAGCUCGCUGCCUUCUGUGUCUUUUAUCGCAUCGCCUUGAUCGCCCAUUAUCCGUCCUACUUGCUCCCCACUGGCGCACGUCUCUGGGUCACUUACUUCCUCCGCAGCCACCGACAAGAUUGUAUGAUCUUCCAGCUUCUACCCAACUUGCAGUUUUGAGUCUUGUAUUGAACGGCGAGAUGGCUCAGUGGUUAGAGUGCGAAUUUACUGACCGAAAGGUCCGUGGUUCGAACCCGACCUCUGCUUCUCGAUUUCCUCUGUCUAGAAUUGGGCAACCUAACAGUAUCCCAGUCCUCGUGCUUCCUUCGCGUGGCAUGGCACCGAAAUGGUUGUUCAACACUGAUCCUGCUCUCUCAUACAACCAUAAUUUGUUUGAAUGUGUUUUUGUGAAGAAAAGAAUAAAAGAACUUAAUUACUUCUUCGGCCAAGCGGAGGGUAUUCAAACUAAGUCGAAAUCUGGAAACGGUAAAGUUCCGUCUGAUGUGUGCACUGGUGGUGCUGGUCUGCUCAAAUACGAUUUAGCCAAACGAGCGGAUAGAUCGUUUCUCGUCGACGUGCGUGCGCUGCUUAACCAAAUCGACCAGAGUAAUUCCGCCUCUCCUAGUACCACUGUUUCCCCAGCUGGUACACCAACUUCGGAGGGUGCUAGUUUCGCAUUAGGCGUUUCGCGGUCGGCUUACAAGGCAGGUAGCCCAAUGCCGACUGUCCAUCGACUUCGCUCCGUGGAUCUUCUGAUCGUAGCUUGUCGUGUGCUAUCACUGACGUGGUAUCUGACCAGUCAGAAAGCUCAGAAUUUGGCAGCUCUUUUUAAAGUUGUCAAGCACUGUAAAUUCUUUCCAGGUAUAUGUUGUGAAAAGGAAGCUAUCCACGAGACCGCUUUCGUCUGUUUGAAAGAAUUUGUCAGUCACACCCCUAUUGAUAUUGAGCUACGUCACGCCAAUGUGAAACCGAUUUUGCAAAAUGUUCGCCAAACUACUAACCUGCGCCUAAAUACGGCUCGUCAACUAUCCUACUGUGCGCAGUUGUUUCCAAGCACUUUCAGCGAACGUCUGUGUGAUGCGAUCUAUUCACAUUUGAAUACCCUGGUUGACAGCUUGGCGACCAAACAAAAUGCAUCCUCAAUCUCUACUUUGACUCCUCCAACGUUGGAGUUGUGUGCUGUGCUGGUCGACCUGUUUCAUCUGAUACCUUUGGCUACGGCCAAGCACGUUUCGUUGCUGAUCGAACUUGUGGUACGUGCUGAGCGUGCGCUCAACAUUGAACCCACCAGUCCUUUACGUCUACCUCUGGUUAGGUUUUUGGCCCGCUAUCCGGCUGAGACCUGUGCAAACCUGCUUACUGGAUCCAAGUGGCCGUACGAUGCUCAUGCGCAGCGCAUAUUAUUGUACGUCGUGGGUUGCGCUCAAGGACAGUCAGUGGCGGAGUAUUUAAAAACCAACCAUCAUAUUUUGUCGGAUCUUAUCCGUCCAACGGAAAUUUCGGAACAGAAGUCUAUAGCACCCCUUGGGUGCCUAGCUCCAACGCCACCAGAGGCAGGCAUGAGGGAUUGGAUACUGCCAGUUUGCCCAAUCCUAGGUCGAGAUACAGAAGUCCAGUUCGAACCAUGGACCUUCCUUUCACGCUCAAAUCAUUUAAAAGAAACAAGGCGUUCAGCUGUAGCACCCUUCCGGUGCCUAGCUGCCAUGCCACCCGAAGGAAGCACGAGGGCUGGGAUACUGCCAGGUCGCCCAAGCCUAGAUAGGGGAAGUCGAGUGGCGGAGGUCGGAUUCGAACCACGGACCUUUCCGGUCAGAAAUUGCGCUCUAACCACUUGGGCCAUCUCGCCCCCAAACAAUUUAACCGUUUCACACUUGAUCCCAAAAUGGGAGAAACUGGUCGUCGGUUGUCGAAGAAUUUUCGGCAACCUUGUAGAUGCUUCCACUGCAGCCGAAAGCAGUUGUCUAUUGCCUCGCUAUGGUACUCCACUCACGGCUGCUUGUCCCAGACAUCUAGCUAUCCGAGUCGUGCAUUUGCUGCGAAAUUUGUUUCCCAACUGGUUACUCCACACACAGUCUAUCACCGAGGAUUCUCCCAAAUCGAAAUAUCGUUACAAGGCUCUAGGCAGCCCAUCUGGUUCAAAGUCAUGCUCUUCGUCUUGCCAUCCUGUGGUCGCUUCCCUGCUAAGUUAUUGGCGCUCCGAUGCAUUUGCUAGGCGUCAAGCUCAUUUGACUCUUGUAACUUUGAACAGCGGUCUGCGUGACGAAAGCAGUUCGCUCACACCGACAGGAAUGGAAUUCGUUGAGCCCGAAGAGAAAACGGACGCUGGCUACUCUGCAUCUGCACAUCAGCCGGUGACUGACUCCUCUCUGGAGCCCGGGCUACUGAUUUCCAGUGGGACUUCGUGUUGGGAGCACUGGGACGAACCGCGUCUGCUGCUUGACUGUUUACUGGAUUGCGUCAGAUCGGACCCAGAUAAUUGUGAUUUGCUGUUCAUCGUUGUUAUUGGUUCGGCACGGCUGCGCUCAGUUGCUGGGCUACACCCCUUACGCGCCUACCUGGAUACAUUCUUACCAACAGCCUCCAUCAGCUGGCACCGUCGCCUGUUCCUGCAUUAUGUUUCCCUAGUCCGUCAUCGUUUGACCGAUACACACGGUGUCGAUCCUUGCCCGUUCGUAGUCGGUGCGAACUGGAAUACAACGUCGGGCGACCUGUAUCGACUGCUAACGCAUCUUAUGAUACCGAGUUUGACAUGUGCUCUACAAAAUACCUCACACGAGGAAUUUAUUGGUGUGCCACCAGACCCCUAUACCGACAAUGACAAGGACUUGGUGCACCUUUUCAUUUCGGUGCUUCUGGGGGACCCGGAUGUUGAACACUCAACAGAGCUACGGGUAAUGUACUAUCAAAUGGCCAUUUUAUUCACACACUACGUUCCAGAAUAUAUUCACUUGGAGGGGCCUACCCCUCAAAGUUCUCGUCUCGAACGACUGAUCAGUUUCGCUUGGCCGUGCACGACCAGCAGCUUGAGCGUGGUUGAUUUACAAGAAAAGUACACCGGUCUGCAGCUGUUGGCCCAUUUGAUUUCCAAAUUUGACGCGGUUAAAUCUAUGGCUGUUCAGGUUUUUCAUUGCUUGGCCAAAGGCACUCACACAGAGACGAAGAAGAUUGUUAACCCAGCUCUGGACGUUCUGAUCCCUGCCUGGGUGCAAGGACCCGAUGAGCAGCAAAUUUUGGCUUCUACGACGCGCAAGAUCAUGCUUGAGGAUCACGGCAUCCAGUCAUGUAUACAUAUCCUUGGUAUAAUUGUGCGACACGCCGACCUAUACUACCCCAUCCGUCGCCAACUCUUACCUCACCUGAUUCUCAUCAUCUCGCGUCUCUCUACUCAACAACUCCCCGUGGAGCAACGGCGGCUCGCACUAGACAUGAUCGAUACAGCAGCUCGAUGGGACCACAGAUGUCGACAAGUGUUGCUCGAAUCGGGUAUGGAUGAUGUAGAAUACACGUCGUCUGUCAGUGCCUCUGUUGAAAAUUUGUAUCCAGAACAAUCCAGUUCUCAAAUUCCGGUCCCUCUACCUGAAGGUGCUCCGAUAGACAAAGCCCAGCGCGACCAGCUGUUGAAUCUAAUGAUUCGAUUCGCUUGCCAGGCAGUCGAUACAAGCCAGAAUGGCAAUAUGUCUGAGGCCUCCGUCACUCGUGCCUUGUCACAGUUGGAAUUCGCACUACGCGCAGAUGUAUGGGGUACUGAGUCUUGUGAACUUCGCUUGGGCUUUAUCGACCGAUACUUUAUUCCUGAGGAUAACUCAAGCUCCAAUCCAUCCAGCACGGCCGUUUCUGCCACAGGUCCCAGCGGAUCUGGUGCUCCCAACGUCUCAUCGGCAUCGACCGUUACCGGCAGUAACAUAUCCGGAUCCAAUGCAGGAAAUGCUUCAAGUGGAAGUCUUGGAACCACACAGACCACCAAUUUGUUGAUGGCGCUAGAGGUGCUCCGAAUAUUGUUCACGUCCCUGGAAAGCCCUACUUUGCUGCAGAAUGUGAAGCAUUUCAGUUCGGGGCUGUGUACUCUACUCACUCGACAAUUGGCCAAUGUACGUCUCAUCCGGUCCUGCUCCAACCUACUUCGUGCCGUUCUUGAACGUUUCCCUGCAGACGCUUCUCAUCGGCAAAAGAUCACAGCAUACGCGGAAUUGUUUGAUAUCUAUUCUGCUACCCUAAAGACCAUUCAGGAGUCGUUUUCAUUGUAUAGUGACAAUUGUCUUCCUCCCUUCAGUGAGACAUUCUAUCCCGCUGAUAAGUGGACCAAAACCCACAUUGCUCGCAAGACUAGUUUGGUCCAGCUGGUGAAACUGACCCAUCGCCUCAUUCAAGAUGUCAUCAGCCCUGGAUACAGUUCGGGUUCCCAAGACACUGUGGCUAGUGCUCAACUGACAGAUUUACUGAUCAAUGGUCUUGAAGUGAUCAAAUCUCGUCUAAAUGUGGUGAGCAACGAGAUGCGUAAGAAUUCAUUUGGACCUGACCUUUGUCUGAUACUCGAUCGUGCCCGCGAUGCUAGGUUGUUUCGAGCCGUCAUAAAAAUUCUGCGAGAUUGGAUUAACGUUCCAAAGUCUGAAGAACAUUUCGCCCCAACGGCACGGGAGAAGGUCAAUUUCUUCCAUAAACUGUGGCAGGCUUACCCACGAUGGAUUGAUUCAAAUCCAGAUGUGGCCCGGGAACUUUUGGAAUGCAUUUAUGAGGUCUACAUCAGUGGAAACUUAUCCAGGAAUCAAGAACUAUACAUGAAACUGGAACAGGCAUUUUGUUGUAGUUUGCUCGCACCAUUUCCUGACAUUCGUGAGAAGUUCACCUCACUCUACUUGGAAGCAUCGCAGCUUCAGUUUCCGCUCCAAUCGGGUGCGAAAAUUGCGGGCAUUGAUGCCACCACGUCACACCCGGAUGUCACCUUUACAGAAGCCUCUCUGAACGAGUCUAGUUCCGCUGCCUCGUCACCACGUCCUGCAACGGAUGCCGCUGGGGACAGAGAACCUGACCUGCUCGAAAUGAACUCUCCGCUUGUGUGCCAAUCUGCGUCCCUCCUGGUUCGUCUGCUUUUCCUGUUUGUCUCAUGCAACUGGGAUGAGGCACACUUUCGUGACGGGUUUUGGUUGUCCCUGUUCCUCGAUGUUCUCCUCUGUGAUGUGGACACGACUCUUCCACCGUGUCUUUCGGACACCUCUAACUGCUUUCCUGUCCCACCUGUUCUUACCCCAGUCACCGAGCAAACUACCUUGAUUCGAUCGGAGUCCGAAUUGUUCAAGACCAUGUCCAGUUCACAAUCGGAACUUAACAGUUUGUUGGAACUGCAAACUAGAGGGCUAAAAGACAUGGGUCGCGUAACCUUUCGUGAAGGUCUUCGAGGAGUGUUAUGUCUGGCUCAUCGGUCUCCAGCUUUGGCCAGCCACCUUUUCUCCCAACUUUGGCCACAACUAUGGAACCGCCUGUUGUUACGGCAGACGCCUGUAGAAUCAAGUUCGACCACAGACUCUGACUGUGUUACACCGACGCUGAAUUUUGGGCCAGUAGAUGAGGCUAGUGCUGAUCCGCUAACGAACAGCUCUCAGAAUCUGAGUGUUGCGGAAGUUCGUGCUUUCGUAAUCCCUCAGCUUCUUCGUUUUCUAACCUCAGACCAACAUGUUAAUCCAUCCGAACCGCAGCCGAGUGCAUUGGGUGCUUUCUUGUCCAGUCUUGCGACUACUCCGGACUCCACCCUGUUAUAUCUUCCAGUACCGGCUAUCAGUUACAUUGGUUGUUCAUACAACCAGUGGUACACCGUCGCCCUGUUUCUUGAAUCUCUUUGUGCACGUGCCCUCAAGUCGCCAGGAGCGUCAGAAUUUGUCUAUUCGGUGGGUCUUCCUCCUCCGGAAUCUGUGGACUCAUCGACGGCGGGCUGUUUGAAGUUGAGCGACCUACCCUCGGGUGCGGCUGCGCUUUCACUCAUAGCACUGUACGACAGUCUUGGAGAAGUUGAUCAUUUCACCGCCGCAUGGUGGUACAGGUUUGCACUGAAUGGAUCUACUGAAAGUCGGUCGGCUUCGGUGCGGUCCAGUCCGUUCCUACGGUGUCUCGAAUACGCAAAACACGGUCUCACCCUCCGCGCUUUGGAAGUAAGCUUAGACCAGUUAGCCGCCAACCAACCGUUAGGUUCCGGUCAACAAGCUUUAGAAAGUAUUACAGUUGCGUCAUCCGCGGCUGCUUCUUCCAACCGAACGGGUUCGUCAACCUCUACACGAUACAGCACACCUUUCAGCACAAGCAUCACUGUGGCUUCAGCUUUCGAACUAUUUAGUGAGGAUGUGAAACGGUCUCGCCAACCAACCGUUAGGUUCCGGUCAACAAGCUUUAGAAAGUAUUACAGUUGCGUCAUCCGCGGCUGCUUCUUCCAACCGAACGGCACAAGCAUCACUGUGGCUUCAGCUUGCGAACUAUUCAGUGAGCAUGUGAACGGCUCUCGUCUCCACGAUUAUUGCGUGCGCUAUUUGAAGCAGUUGGGUCAAUGGGAUAGUUUGGACGCCUUGGCUUCCAGUUCCCAGACGAGUUCAGCAUUUACAAUGAGCGGACCGUCUGUUAGUGGACCGGGAGGCUCUACGACUGCCGGUGGGUCCAGUGUGGGCGGAUCCGCUUACUGGGGGCUCAAAGCCGAUGCCGCUUGGCGCAGAAGUGAUUGGUCCGAGGUGUACUCCAGUUUGGCUCGGUUGGCGAAUGAAUGUCCUCGUUCGGACUUGUGUCGCUACGCGUUGAUCCAAGCAGCUGCCUGUGUAGCCGGUCGACGUGCUUCUGGUUUCAGCGGCAGUGCAUCUGUAGUAGGUGGUUCGGACGUUGAUGCUUACGGUAGUGGUAACCUUGGUCCAUCCGCUAUUGAAAUUCAGUCUACUGUACCUGGCUCCCCAGCAGUUCCCAUUUCCUCCAGUAGUUCAACCUCUGGAGCUUCGACGUCAACACACACUAUGGUCACUAUGCUGCAAGCUUCAGAACUGGAAAACCAUCGGGUCAUGACAACCAUGCUCCGUGAAUGGCGUCGACUCCCGAUGAUAGUUAACAAUCAGCACAUCCCAUUACUCCAGACUGCACAUAGAGCCGUGGAAAUAGUGGAGGGUAAUAGCUUGUUAGCUCAGUACUGUGGCGGUACUCUGGGUGGGCCGAAUGCCACUCUACCCAGCUCGACCUAUUCCGCUAGUCCGGGUCAAUCCAGUUCAACACCGUCCUCAAUUGGCGUUCCAUCCACAUCAAACGCUACUACCUCGGCGGCCGCAUCCGUUGCCCUAAGAAUGCAUGAAUACUAUAAAACUAUGUUCAAAUCAUGGCAGAGCCGUCCGCCUGCAAUUGGCGAUGAUUUGGGUUUCUGGCACGAUCUAUUUUCGUGGCGCCAAGUCGUAGAAGAAACCAUUAUCAGCUGCCAUCCGCAUGUCCAAAAAUUCGGUUCUGAACGGGCUAAUUUGGUCGCCGUUUGUGAACGGGAACUGGCGUUCAGUCAGCUUCAGCUUGCACGAGGUGCACGAAAACAUAACUUCCCAAGCAUUGCACAGCAACAUUUGGAUCGUUAUACACGGAUGAAUCUUCCACCAUUAUUCGAGAAGACGAAACAGGAGAUCAAACUGAAAAUGUUUGACCUUCGCAAAGACGAGUUGCUCGAGGGUCUCGAGUUGAUGGAGAAAACAAACAUACAACAAGGGGACGAGGCCACCAAAAACUUUGGUUACGCCACACAAAUGCAAGAUAACCUUCAUACCGUGUGGUCCAUCUAUGGGGACUUCUUGGAAAAUGUCUACUCUGGAUAUCCAGCGACAAAGCGAGAGCUUGCAGUUUCUACGACUGGGAUAUUUGCCAUGCAGGCACUAAUGGAAGCCGCCAGUGUGACUGGUGGGUCAGAGCGUCGCAGCCGCGCCGAUGUCGCUAAAUGUCUAUGGUUGUUGACUCUAGACGAUACCAAAGGACAGCAGCGCCUGGCACGCACUUUUGAAGAACGCUCUAGUCGAGUUCGACCUGAUGCGUUUUUGCCCUGGCUACCGAACUUGGUAUACAGCCUUCUCCGUCCAGAAGGUAGAUUUGUUGCGUCCGCCUUACGUGGAGUGAUUGCGUCCCACCCAACCAUGCUUUACAAUCUGCUUCGGGGAUUGCAGCAUCAGUUAUCGACCGAAGUUCGUUACGAUGAUAAACUUGGACAGUUGUUGGAGAAGGAGAGUCCUGAUUCCAAUGCGUUUUUGUCCGCUUUGCGCUCGCGUGUUAGCGCUCUUGGCUCUCAAAGCAAAGAUUCUGACGGGAAGCAUUCACGAGGCCCAUUUGCUUCUAUGGGUACUUCCGGUGCAGAGUUGGACAGUCAGCAGCGGUCUGUCCCUGGUUCCUCAACAUGCGGCACUAAGAGUAUCAAUACGACUUCCUCCAAUGGAUCUGCCUCUGCGUCAACGAACAUCACUUCCGGUUCACACACGGCUGCUUCCAAAAAGAAAAAGCGUGUGAUUGUUGUCAUGCGUGGCGUAGAAGGUGAACGUCUUGCCGGGUCCGCAAUAAGCCCUAGCCAUCCAAAGUCCUUAGAUGAAUACGAAUCAACUGAUUCCCCCGUAAACUCCACAGGUGUCGCAAGAAAAACUGCUAUUCGUGGCCACAAUGCUUCGUCUGGGGCUGGAGGUGAAGAGGCAGCCGACGAGCCGGACGAUGUUGAUUUGGAUGAUGAUAACGAAGAUGGCGAUACGGAGCGAGAGGACGUCGAAAUGUUAAGCCAAACUGCCGUCGAAGGAAAAAGCGUCACUUCUGACGAUAAAUUUCCUGGGAAUCUUGGCGCUAAAACAGGAUCUGAACUGUCCACCGGUCCCGACUCCGAAGAGCAAUCAGUCCCUACACAGAAUGAAACAGUUGGUACACGUUGCUUGUCAGCGAUGGUUGUUGAGAGCCUUCAUCGAGUUAAUGCGUUGAUGAAUCAGUUACGCCGACGUCAUGCUGUACGUAUCUACGCUCUGGAUUUGUUCACCAAUGAAGUGGGUGGAAAGUUGCAGCCAACUUGGGCUGAACAACUCCUAGCCCAGCUUUGUUCCACCUUAGACUACCUCCAUCGAUUAUCAUGGGCUACUGUCUCACCUGGCAGAUCUUGGCGUAUUAAAAACCUGACGAAACUGUGUAUCCCCAACUGGUUGGCAUCCGAGUUACGGUUUAUCGGCACAUCUUGUGGCCUGCGGAUUCAAUCACCGUUCCAAGAAGAUGAUGCGUUUCUCAAAGAUCCCCCUUUGCUCUCACCGCCCAUUACUUCGCCCAGUCGGGAAUCCGUCAAACCGUCAACCAGUCGUGAAAGGUCCAGCUCUUCCUCCGAAUCUGAAUCGGAAUUAGAAGACGUUAAACCACCGGUCAGAAGUAAAUUGAGUGAUGAGUCGCCAGGUCGAUCAAAGGGUGACGCUGCUAACAAAGGCGUUACCAAGGGAGGCCGAACCACAAUAUCGAAGCCUUCUAGCGUGCAGUGGACAACCAGUAUGCCAGCAUACGAUGAAGUUGAAAAUCUAAUGACUACCAAGCUAGCAGCCGAGGCGCUGGCUGAUCCGUGGUUUUCCUACAUACGCGAGCGAUUAGCAAACGAGAUGAGUGACCUAGAAGGACGUCCCAUACUGGAUGUGAUUCAACGACUGACUCGUUGUUGGAUCCCGUUGGUGGAGGCGCGUGUUGCCCGGUUACCUGCUCGUUUACACCUUUCCGACUGUGGUGCCAUCCGCCUUCUAGAGAUGUCUAGUCUCAUUGUGGGUAACCACAUGCCACUUGUAUCGCCAAACACUGGUUGUGCAUCACCCACCCCGUCAACGCUACCUGGCUCUCCAUGUCUGGAACUACCAGGUCAAUCUGGAUUAUUUCAAGGGGCCGCGAGUGCAGUCCACUCUCUAGCCGUUGGCCCGCUAAUGCAAGCGCAAAUCACAAAUACCGCAAAUUCUGGCCUCUCCUCGCAUUUGGUCAUCGCCGACGUGUUACCCCAUGUCGCUCGAAUCCGCUGCUCAGCCGGACGUAUGUCCCCACCGGCACGUCGACUGGGUAUCCGUGCCAGCAAUGGGCGUGUGUUCUAUUAUGAUCUCGCCUGCCUUGGACACCUGAUCACAUCGAACACAGCUGCUAUUCAGCAUGAAGCACUUGCGGGUGCACGAACUCAGUUUCUUACCAUGGCUCGUGGUCGGGCUUCGACUUUAGGCCACCUAACUUCUGAAGGCCUUUGUGGCCCUGCCUACAAACGGUGGCGUCAAAAUGGACCUUUGCAGCUCUUCCAAUUGAUUAAUGAUGCGUUAGCUACCCAACCGGAAACCGCCAAACGAAAUCUAUCACUUUUUGUUCCAAGAAUAAUGGAAGUCGGUCCGAUGGGGCUGUGCCUAACGGAGGUCGGUGCCUCUGCACCUGCUUCGAAUGUUGUUAAUGCAUGUGCACAUCCACUUCCUUCGGCUAAUCCCGUCAGCGCUCGAGGUCUCACUGUUUUAACCCGUCCACCUCCCCUAUCCGCAGUAAGUGGCGUAAAUUCUGGCUGCGCGACUUCAGCUGGUACAAAAGGUAGGCCACCGUCGUGGGCACUACCUUUCGAUCGUAUUGAGGCCACUGGUGGACCGAAUUCGGAUGCACAUCAACAGUUCCCCUACAAAGCUUCCCUACCGAAUCCUCCACCGGCUCCAGUCCCUUCAGUCAUUGGAACAACGGGAUCUGGGGUGUGCAACACAGCAGGAGGAAGCUCCGCGGUUGCUGCGGAAGCAAUUGGUCGUCCUUCUGGCGUUGAUGCUGGUUGCCAUCCCGCUUGUAUAACCUUAUCUGGAAUAUUGGAACACUCCUGUACUACUUGGAAGCACCACACAAUAUCGACUACCCCAACCAACUCUACUGUUACCAGUGACCAUACUUCUCGGUCAGUCGUACUAGAUUCAGCGGGAAAUGUUGUCAAAAACUCUUCGCUUCCCAGCAGUCAACAAUACGCAACGCCUCGUGAAUUAGUUUGUUCCUAUUACGAGUAUCUUAUGGAUGUGGUAAAGCAUACACCAAGAACCAAAGUUGACACAGCAUUCUUGGUCAACUUGUUCACCAAACUAUCCGACCGUAUGCCUCAUUAUCCUCAUCUGAGAAGUCCAGUUGCUUCAACGCUAGGAGUACUCCCCGAAUCGGAAUGUCUUCCUAGUGAGUACUCUGAAAGUACACCUGCAGAAUUCAAACGCGGUUCCCUAGUUCGCCGGUGGGCUGCAUACCGUAUGUUGGACGCCGAGAGCUACUGGCUUCUGCGGCACUCGGUUGCUGCUCAUCUCGGUCUUAUUGCACUGAUGGAACAAUUGUUUCAUCUGACACCUCUCCAUCCCGGCUGUCUGGUCGUAGAUGCGCGCUCUGGGCGAGCUGAUGCUCGUCAGUUGGCGUUCAAUUUGCCUCACAACGUUGACAUGACACUAGAUUUGAAUUUACGUUCCCAGUUAUCAUCUGGUGUUUCUGAUAAAUCUGGACCCUCAACGCAGUUGGCUGUGUGCUUCACAAACGCAAUGACGCUACGUGCGCCAAAAUCAUGCAGUGAACGAUCCACCAGUAAACCAGACACCAUGAAUGACACUCACCACACAGUGAACUCCAGUAGUUCGUUCUGGCGCAUCACUGCCAAUCCUGUUCCGUUCCGACUCACGCCAAAUUUAGCCGGAUUUAUAUGUUUGCCGGGAGCGCCAACAAAUACCGGCCCGUUUGCUGCUAGUUACACUACUGCUGCCCAAGCAUUACACAAUUCACAGCGUUCUCACUCGUUAAGCAGCUUAUAUCGGACAAUACUUCGUGGGGACUAUAUCCUGUGGCAUCGAGGCCGACAAGCCGCGGUUCAUGCAUUCCAACUAUUGAUAGGCGAACAACCAUGGCCGUCGGAUCCCCUACCAAGCAGUGACUCUGAUUCAGACGAAACUGAAGGUGGAACCAGACGGAAAACCAAAUUGUUUGAUGAACUUGGUGUAACUGCUUUGCGUUCAAGUCAUGUGGAACGUGAGACAGAGCAAAUAUCUACUGUCACCCUUGUCCCUGAUUUGACGAAUGAGCACCUCAUUCAGCUGAUUUCCUUCACCGUCGACGCUAUGCAGGGGACGCUAAAAACCGUCUCGGAAUAUUCUGCGCCGGAGCCGAAUUCGUGGAAUUUUAUGAACUUGGCUACAGAUCCAUCCAGGUUGGUACAAAUGAGUCCAGACUGGCUACCAUGGCUAUGAAGAACCGUGGUAGACACUGUACUUCUCACCGCAUUUACAUGUACAUAAUUGCUUUUCCCCCCCAAAAAAAAAACGAAAAAAAACCGUUCCACUUCCACGUUCCCUGGAUGAACGAUCACCCGUGUCGUCAGGUGAUGGCCUUUCCCAUUUGUAUAAUCCCACCCAUCAUCGUUGCACCACCAUAUCGAUACACAACUUCCGUAUUUUGAUACAUUUCAAACUUUGAAUCGACUUAGUUGUCAGUGAAUUAUUGAGUUCGAAUGUUCAUAAACGC